AUGUCGGCGUCCAUGGAUAUGCUAGAAACGCUCGUUGUUCAGAUUGAACGCUAUCCAUGGCUGUACGACAGCACUAGGAGCGACUAUAAAGAUGCCACAAAGAAAAAUAAUUCAUGGCAGGCGAUCAGCCUUGCUGUCGGCAUGUCAGUGGAGGAGUGCCAGCGGAAUUGGCGGAAUCUUCGAGACCGGUACACCCGGGAACUUCGUGCUAUGAAACAACCCAGUGGGUCGGGGCGCUCGAACCGUGAAGAGUGGCCACUCAUGAAGCCAAUGAGCUUCCUGUCUGCCUUCAUCAGGCCACGCACGGUGCUGACGAAGAAGGCACAAACUCCUGGGAUGCCGGUCCGGACUCAAGUACGGCAUGCAUUGGAAUCUCCCACAGUCCGGCCUGACAUGCAAGAGUCUGCUGUCUACGCUGGGGACAAUACCACUAGCCCUGCUGACGACUGUGACCCGCAAGUUGAGGAGUCAGCUGAGGCUGCUGCAUCAUCAUCACCAUCACCAUCACCAGUACAAGGGAGUUCUGAGAGUUCUUCAGGCUCUCCAUUUCCACCGUCACCAGCCUUUCUGGCGGUCCAUGAGGAGGAGGCGCAAGGUGAAACACCUCCGGUUGGUUUUGCAAGGCCACCGAAGAGGCGGCGGCAAGAAACGUCCAUGUCAGUGCUGCAGGACGUGCUUGUCUCGGCAACCAAGCAAAUGUCAGCAGCAGAACCAAAUACACGGCCCCAAGAGUGUGUUGACCUGACUGACGCUGACACACUUUUUCUGCUAAGCCUCCGACCAAAGUUGGUGUGCCUGAGCGCAAGAAAGAAGCACCUAGCACACUUGCGCAUUCAAGAACUCUUGUACGAUAUCACAUACAAGGAAGACUAG
Ornithodoros turicata is the source of this 873-nucleotide messenger RNA. RefSeq lists its product as uncharacterized. The record is from RefSeq and is a predicted model, not a curated record. Lineage: Eukaryota; Metazoa; Arthropoda; Arachnida; Ixodida; Argasidae. Gene Ontology annotation, cellular component: transcription regulator complex; nucleus. Gene Ontology annotation, molecular function: DNA binding. The transcript has 5 exons. Bases 1 to 873 code for a protein of 290 amino acids. Gene Ontology annotation, biological process: regulation of transcription by RNA polymerase II.